Messenger RNA from Acanthoscelides obtectus, 705 nucleotides. The record is from the annotation of a GenBank genome assembly. NCBI's taxonomy places the organism in Eukaryota, Metazoa, Arthropoda, Insecta, Coleoptera, Chrysomelidae.
AUGGUGCAGAAGUCGGAUAUUUGGAUUAGAUUCCCAAUCUCAUGUGAAGAUCUACACAAUGCUAAAAAUAACUGGCAAGAAAAGUUCAAUUUUCCUUCAGCUAUUGGUGCUAUCGACUGCACCCAUAUACCUAUUCUGAAGCCGUUUAUACAUGCAGACGAAUAUGUGAACAGAAAGAAAUUUGCUAGUAUAAAUGUACAAGCAACGUGCAAUUUAAACGAAGAGUUCACAAGUGUGGAUGUUUCUUGGCCAGGAUCUGUACACGACUCUCGGAUAUGGAAGAAUUCUGAUAUAUACAACGUUAUGAAAUGGAAUAGGGCUAGUGCUGUUUUGUUGGGAGACGCUGGGUAUUGUAUAGCUCCUUGGCUCAUGACUCCUUUUAUGAUUUUAGAAACAGUAGAACAUAGAUCAUACAAUCGGCUGUUUACGAGAGAGCGAGCUAUAAUAGAGAGAUGUUUCGUUCAACUAAAAGAGCGUUUUCCCAUUCUACAUAACAAAAUACGCGUCGAUACAGAAAAAGUGCUCUCCCUUGUCAUGAGUUGUUUUAUCUUGCAUAAUGUGGCUAAGCACCUUAAUGAUGAAGAUUUUGCUGUUGAUAUACCGGGAGAUGGCGAACAAGAAGAAAUCCAUAAUGGAGUGAUACGUCAGAGAGGUCAAUUUAGAAGAGAUGCAAUGUCAAGAAUUAUUCAUGGCUUUCGGGUCUAA